This is a messenger RNA of Ananas comosus (pineapple), 2038 nucleotides long. RefSeq names its product probable BOI-related E3 ubiquitin-protein ligase 3. The record is from RefSeq and is a predicted model, not a curated record. Gene Ontology annotation, molecular function: ubiquitin-protein transferase activity. NCBI's taxonomy places the organism in Eukaryota, Viridiplantae, Streptophyta, Magnoliopsida, Poales, Bromeliaceae. The transcript is spliced from 4 exons. The coding region runs from base 407 to 1441 and encodes 344 amino acids.
UUUUUUCUUCGUCGUCGCAGAGUGUGCGCGAUAAGUGUGUGCGAAGGAGCAUAAGAAGGCCGUUCUUUGGACUGAUUCGUUCGUAUCGACCGCGACUCUCUCUCUCUCUCUCAUCUCUCUCAUCUCUCUUCUCUCUCCUCUCUCUCUCCUUCGCCUCCUUUUAUUUCUACUCCUCUACGUCGAAAUCGCUGGGUGAUACAACGGAGGAGAUCGAACGCACGCACACGCUUAACGCUUAGAAGCUUUCUUUGGCCUUGCCUAGCUUUGAUUCCACAUCCCCCACCUGUUUCUUUCUCCUUUAUUCUCCCCCUUCCUCCUUCUCUCUCUCUCUUCGACGAAUCCGCCACAACCCCCUCUCUCUCUCUUUCUCUCUGUCUAUAUCUCUCGCUCUGCUUGGAAUCCGCCAAUGGCGGUUCAGGCGCAAUACCCAUCCAACGUUCUCAUUCUCAACAGCGAGCAAGAGAGGAAGAAGGAGAUGGAGUUCCCCCAGCCCCCUUCCAAGUUCCUCGACCCUUCCCCCGCCAUCUUCUACGGAGGAGGGAGCGGCACCAACACGAGGAAGAGGGGUAGAGAUGCCGCGGCGCUGUUGCCGCAGCAGCAGCAGCAGCAGAUGCAGCAGCAUGUGAACAGCCUCAUUUCUCAGCAGCAGCAGCAGCAGCAGGUGCUGCAGGUGACGACGCCUACGGUGAUAAGCGUGGCGCAGCUGCAGAAGCAAUUGCCUCUUCCGCCUUCUCCGACGCCGAUGCUGUCCACCGGCCUCUGCCUCGACUUCGACGGCCGCCGAUUGAAGAAGGCCCAGAACCAAUCCAAUCUCCUCCUCUCCUCGUCCUCGUCGCCUUCGCCUUCGUCUUCCUCCAUUGUUUCCUCGCUCUUCUCUAAUGAGCUCGCCGCGCAAAUGGCCCAGCAACACGACGAGAUUGAGCGCCUCCUCCAUGCUCACGGGGAGGAGCUGCGGCGGGGGUUGGCGGAGAAGCGGCGGAGGCACUACAGGGCGGUGGUGGGCGCGGCUGAGGAGGCGGCGGCGCGGCGGCUGCGGGAGAAGGAGGCGGAGGCCGAGCGCGCCGCGCGGCGCGGCGCCGAGCUCGAGGAGCGGCUCGCGCGGCUCCGCGCCGAGUCGAUGGCGUGGCAGGCCAAGGCCCUCGCCGACCAGGCCGAGGCCGCCGCGCUCCACGCCCAGCUCCAGCGCGCCGCGGCGGCCGCGCCGGCGGAGCUGCCCAGCGGCGGCGACGGGGCGGAGGACGCGGAGUCGGCGCACGUCGACCCGGACCGGGCCGAACCGGAACCGGGCUGGGCCUGCCGGGCCUGCCGGCUCAGGCCGGCCUCCGUGGUGAUCCUCCCCUGCCGCCACCUCUGCCUCUGCCACGCCUGCGACCUCGCCGCCUCCUCCUGCCCCCUCUGCCUCAUCGGACGGACCGGCAGCGUCCACGUCUGCUUCUCCUAAUUAAUCUCGCCCCACCAAAAUUAAACAAAAUAAAAUAAAAAAUUUUCUAUUAAACAGAAAAUUAAGAGCAAUUUGAGGGGGAAAAGUUUUUAAAACAAAGAAAAAAAAAAAUAAUAGGGAGGUGUCUUCGGCUACACCGUAUCAUCAUCUAUCUCCCAUUGAUCAUACCUUUUUUCUUAAAUAUAUAUAUAUAUUUAUAUAUAAUAAAAAUUAUGAUGAGAUAGGUAAAUUUCAGAAGCCAAAUGUACUCGUUUGGAGACAUUAUAUCAGUUGUGUGACUAUCAUAUUUUAGAUUUUUUUUUUCCUUUUUAGUGAUGAGUACUUUUUUGGGUACCUCCUGUUACUUUUUUUUUUUGGUCUUCUUUUUUUUUUUACUGUUUAUUUAAGUAGGGUUUUAGAUUUUACUGUUUAUUUAAGUAGGGUUUUAGAGAAAUUUCAUUUAUAUUUUUAUUCUUUUUAGACUACAUAGCUCUAUAUGAUGUAAAUGCUAUCUCAAAGAGCAGUAUUGUCCAAGACAUUUUCUUCUUUCGUCUGCUAUUGUAAGUAAUUUUGCUCCUUUAAAAGUUGUGCGAGCGUGCGCGAAGUAUUCGUUGUUUA